This is a messenger RNA of Phacochoerus africanus (Common warthog), 2265 nucleotides long. RefSeq names its product aldehyde dehydrogenase 5 family member A1 (gene ALDH5A1). The transcript is spliced from 10 exons. The coding region runs from base 104 to 1711 and encodes 535 amino acids. Gene Ontology annotation, molecular function: succinate-semialdehyde dehydrogenase (NAD+) activity. Lineage: Eukaryota; Metazoa; Chordata; Mammalia; Artiodactyla; Suidae. The record is from RefSeq and is a predicted model, not a curated record. Gene Ontology annotation, biological process: GABA catabolic process.
CAGCCCGCGUCUGCCGCCAGCCGGCUCGUCACCGCCGCCGCCCGACCCCUGUGCUCCGGGGCGCGCUCUCGCUUGCGUGCUUCCUGCCGCCACCGCCGGGACCAUGGUGACCUGCUUUCGGCUGCGGGGCUGCCUGACCCUGCACCGCUCCACUGCACCUGCGAUCCGCGGCCUCCGCCCCCGCGCCGACUGCCUGGUGGCCACCACGCGGCCCUCGCCAGGCCCGGCCCCGAUCCGCCGCUAUGCCCGGGGCACAGAGGGCCUUUCCUCGGCACUGCUGCGCACCGACGGCUUCGUGGGUGGCCGCUGGCUCUCGGCCGCCUCCACCUUCCCGGUGUACGACCCGGCCAGCGGCGCCGAGCUGGGCUUGGUGGCCGACUGCGGGGUGUCCGAGGCCCGCGCCGCGGUGCGCGCCGCCUAUGAGGCUUUCUGCACCUGGAGGGGGGUCUCGGCCAAGGAGAGGAGUUCUUUCCUUCGGAAAUGGUAUGAUUUAAUGAUACAAAAUAAGAAUGACCUUGCCAAGAUAAUUACAGCUGAAAGUGGAAAACCACUGAAGGAGGCACAGGGAGAAAUUCUCUAUUCUGCCAACUUUCUGGAGUGGUUUUCAGAGGAAGCCCGCCGCGUUUAUGGAGAUGUUAUCUACACCCCAGCCAAAGAAAGGCGGGCUCUGGUCCUCAAGCAGCCCGUUGGUGUAGCUGCAGUCAUCACCCCGUGGAAUUUCCCCAGUGCCAUGAUCACACGGAAGGUGGGGGCUGCCCUGGCAGCGGGCUGCACGGUGGUGGUGAAACCUGCAGAGGACACGCCCUUCUCCGCCCUGGCCUUGGCCCAGCUUGCAAACCAGGCUGGAAUUCCUCCGGGUGUGUACAAUGUUAUUCCCUGCUCUCAAAAGAAGGCCAUGGAAGUAGGGGAAGCGCUGUGCACGGAUCCCCUUGUGUCUAAAAUCUCCUUUACAGGCUCCACAGCCACCGGAAAGGUCCUGUUGCACCACGCAGCAAACUCUGUGAAAAGGGUGUCCAUGGAGCUGGGUGGCCAUGCCCCCUUUAUCGUGUUCGACAGCGCCAAUGUGGACCAGGCUGUGGCAGGGGCCAUGGCCUCCAAAUUUAGGAACUCUGGACAGACUUGUGUUUGCUCUAACCGUUUCUUGGUGCAAAGAGGUAUCCAUGAUUCCUUUGUGAAAAAAUUUGCUGAGGCAAUUAAGACAAACCUGUGUGUGGGUAAUGGAUUUGAAGAGAGAACUACUCAAGGCCCGUUAAUUAAUGAGAAAGCAGUAGAAAAGGUAGAGAAGCAUGUGAUUGAUGCCAUUUCCAAAGGGGCCACCGUUGUGACAGGGGGGAAGCGACAUCAAGUUGGAAAAAAUUUCUUCGAGCCCACCCUGCUCAGCAAUGUCACCCAGGACAUGCUCUGCUCUCGGGAAGAGACUUUUGGGCCACUGGCACCAGUUAUCAAGUUCGAUACAGAGGAAGAGGCAGUGGCGAUCGCUAAUGCAGCCAAUGUGGGGUUGGCAGGUUAUUUUUACUCUCAAGACCUAGCCCAGAUCUGGAGGUUAGCAGAGCAACUGGAAGUUGGCAUGGUUGGCGUUAACGAAGGAUUGAUCUCCUCCGUGGAGUGCCCUUUUGGUGGGGUGAAGCAGUCUGGCCUCGGAAGAGAGGGCUCCAAGUACGGCAUUGAUGAGUAUCUGGAACUCAAGUACGUGUGCUUUGGAGGCUUAUAGGAAUUCUUUCACAAAUAAAAAAGGAAGCUUACCUACGUAUAUGGGGACAUGCCAUCCAUCAUUUUAAAUAAACUCAUAAGGCAUCUGAAUUAGGAAUUUUUAAAAGUGUAUCCACUCCUCAUAAUCGUAAGCAGAUGCGAAUCCUACUCCUCCCCUUACCUGACUAGGGAACAAUAUAUGCCUGUGACCACAGACUGCCUGAGAACCAGCAUUGGGUUUAUAGAAUGAAGCCCAGGACCCCACCACGGCUGGAUUCCUACCUGGUCAAUGACACAGCCAGUGCCCUCAUGGCUCGGCAGCAAGAGAACUGCAGGGGAGACCCCUGAAUGUGACUGAAGGGCCUGUUAGGGGUGGCCCAGCCCCCUGGCAACCUGCCAGCUCAACACUAAAGACACUUGCUGUGGAUUUGGAGUUAUUGCUGCAGAGGCCAAAUUACUCAUUUUUUAAGACUUCAGAAAUAGCAGAGAAUUGCCUCUGUUUCUUGAAAAUGAAGGAACCCCUCUUCCUUUCUCUGGGCCAUUUUUUAAAUUAAAGUCUUCAUCAUCCUAAAUUGA